Molecule: messenger RNA, 1182 nt
Organism: Ambispora gerdemannii
Lineage: Eukaryota; Fungi; Glomeromycota; Glomeromycetes; Archaeosporales; Ambisporaceae
Source: the annotation of a GenBank genome assembly
AUGUUUCGAAAAAAAUUUAAAAACGCCGCUAAAGUUAUAGCAAAAACUUCUAUUAUAUCAAAAAAAUUUUCAGCUACACGAUUUCUAAAUCGAAAGCUUGCACCUGAGUUAGUCGACGACGUCUUGGAACAAAUUUUCUGGAUAUUAACCGACCCUUCGGAAGAUGAUGGAGCGCCUGGGCUUCAAGCAUACACAAAUCUUUUUCGAUGUAUGCUAGUGAACAAAAGUUGGUGUGCUUCAGCUGUAUCAAUGCUUCAUAAACAUCCUUGGCGUCUUCAUCGUCUAUACACGCUACGCACAACCGACUUAGCCUAUGACCGGUGUCAAUUAGUGAAAUUAUAUUUGACAAUGUUGGAUCAUGACGAAAGAAAGCCAUUGUUGGAUAAAGGGAUUGAAUUACCUGAGCCAAAUGAUGAUCCAAUGUUUAACUAUCCAGCGUUUGUCAAAUAUUUAGAUUAUGGAGUAAUGGUUUCUUCUGUGUGGACAAUUUACUCCACUAGUUGCUAUACAUAUGACCAAAAUGAAUGGGUUAGUCUGGUAGUCCGCGCGUUACUUCGACUUUUCGCGAGUCAUUCGGGAAGAUUACAAUGGCUUCGAUGUGCACCAAUGAGUUUCAGUUUUGAUGAGAUGUAUUAUUCUGUGCUAUCGGACCCAGAAUUUAGCAAUCUAUUGUCUCCCGUCGCUUAUUUAAUAAUAGAAGCAAAUCUUGGUGGUGACAAGAAGCUCUUUCGUCUUUUGUCAGAUACUUUCCAAAAUGUGAAACAUUUAGAAAUAACCGAUUUGCCACGAGCCCGUAAUUGGCAAGGAGAUUCUUCAGCUUGGUUCACCACAGAUUUUGGUACAGUCAUUGAAUCUCAAGCGAGUCUCGAAUCAUUAGUACUAAAAGAAUGUGCCGGCUAUCUCUGCAGUAUAAUUAACACAAUACCGAAUCAAGCGAAAACAUUACGAAUGUUAAAAUUUAUCGAUUGUGAUUUUCGCGGAUGUGGUCCAUGGAAAGGAAUCGAGCAAUGUACAAAGUUGGAACGAAUCGAGUUUGUUCGCUGCAUAAAUAUUACCUCGUUGAUGGUCAUGCCAUUAAACAAAGCUCAACACCCGUUUCUGCGAAAAGUUGUCGCGUAUAAUGAUCGCGAUCAGCCAAUUAUUUGUUCAGAGUUAAUGAAUUGGGCUUGCCGGUAUCCAUAA